This is a messenger RNA of Osmerus eperlanus (European smelt), 727 nucleotides long. Its product is annotated as large ribosomal subunit protein eL19-like. Gene Ontology annotation, molecular function: RNA binding; structural constituent of ribosome. The coding region runs from base 80 to 670 and encodes 196 amino acids. Lineage: Eukaryota; Metazoa; Chordata; Actinopteri; Osmeriformes; Osmeridae. The transcript is spliced from 6 exons. Gene Ontology annotation, cellular component: ribosome; cytosolic large ribosomal subunit. Gene Ontology annotation, biological process: translation. The record is from RefSeq and is a predicted model, not a curated record.
ACUUCAGGUCGGAUCUCCUUUAUAGUUGGUAGGGUCCGUACUACGUCACUCUCUUCCUUUUCUAUCCCUACUCGCAGCCAUGAGCAUGCUCAGGCUUCAGAAGCGCUUGGCGUCCAGUGUCUUGCGCUGCGGUAAGAAGAAGGUAUGGCUGGAUCCCAACGAGACCAAUGAAAUCGCCAACGCCAACUCCCGCCAGCAGAUCCGCAAGCUGGUGAAGGAUGGUCUGAUUAUCAGGAAACCAGUGACGGUGCACUCCCGCGCCCGCUGCCGCAAGAACACACUUGCGCGUCGCAAGGGACGUCACAUGGGUGUAGGCAAGAGAAAGGGUACAGCCAACGCGCGUAUGCCAGAGAAGCUGUCGUGGAUGAGGCGCAUGCGGAUCCUGCGUCGUCUUCUGCGGCGCUACCGGGAGUCCAAGAAGAUCGACAGGCACAUGUACCACAGUCUGUACUUGAGGGCAAAGGGUAACGUCUUCAAGAACAAGCGCAUCCUCAUGGAGCACAUUCACAAGCUGAAGGCAGAUAAGGCCCGCAAGAAGCUCCUGUCCGACCAGGCGGAAGCCCGCCGUUCCAAGACAAAGGAGGCCCGCAAGCGCAGGGAGGAGCGCCUCCUGGCCAAGAAGGAGGAGUUCAUCAAGGCCCUGUCAGAGGAGGAGUCCACCAAGAAAUGAGACUAGUCACACCCAUGUCGCCUACUUCCACGUUAAUAAAUUUGGACACAAAAAGGA